CUUCCUGCUCCCUCCCUAGUGCCCUCCACUUCCUUCUCUUUCCACUAGUCUUCUUCCACUCCAGUCUUCCAGUACCACCCUUUCUUCCUUUUCCUCCUCUCUUUUAUCCCUCCUCCCUCUUCUCCGCCUCCCUCUCAGCCUCCAGGUCUUCGGGAAAACUCGGGGCAGAUUUUAGGCCUGAACACGACUUGCGCACGCGCAGGAGCUGCGCCGGCUCGACCGGUGGUUCUGAGGUUCCAGGCUGCUCAGUCCCGCUGCCCUCCAGGCCUCGGCUCCUGCUUGGGGCCACUGCGCUGUGCCCUCAGGAUGAGCGUUCCUGACUACAUGCAGUGCGCAGAGGACCACCAGACCCUCCUGGUGGUCGUUCAGGCCGUGGGCAUCGUCUCUGAGGAGAACUUCUUCAGGAUCUACAAGCGGAUCUGCUCGGUGAGCCAGCUCAGUGUGCGCGACUCACAGCGUGCACUCUUCAUCCGUUACCGGCACCACUACCCGCCGGAGAACAACGAGUGGGGCGACUUCCAGACGCACCGCAAGGUUGUGGGCCUCAUUACCAUCACCGACUGCUUCUCGCCCAAAGACUGGCCACAGACUUUCGAGAAGUUCCACGUGCAGAAGGAGAUCUACGGCUCCACGCUCUACGAUUCCCGCCUCUUUGUGUUUGGGCUGCAGGGUGAUGUGGCUGAGCAGCCCCGCCCGGAUGUGGCCUUCUAUCCCAACUAUGAUGACUGUGAUUCAGUGGAGAAGCGCAUCGAAGACUUCAUCGAGUCCCUUUUCAUUGUGUUGGAGUCCAAGCGCCUGGACAGAGCCACGGACAAGUCCGGGGACAAGAUCCCUCUUCUCUGUGUCCCCUUCGAGAAAAAGGACUUCGUGGGACUAGACACGGAUAGCAGCCCUGUGAGUAUGUUGUUGGGUCUGAAAAGACACUAUAAGAAGCGGUGCCAAGGACGCAUGCGGAAGCACGUUGGGGACUUGUGCCUCCAGGCUGGGAUGCUGCAGGACGCCCUGGUACACUACCACAUGUCCGUGGAGCUCCUGCGCUCAGUGAAUGACUUCCUGUGGUUAGGGGCUGCCCUGGAAGGGCUGUGUUCUGCUUCCGUCAUCUACCAUUAUCCUGGAGGAACUGGCGGCAAGACCGGGGCUCGGAGACUCCCAGGCAACUCACUUCCCUCAGAAGCAGCCAACCGACACCGGCCAGGGGCGCAAGAAGUUCUCAUUGACCCAGGUGCUCUCACCACUAACGGCAUAAAUCCUGACACCAGCACGGAGAUCGGAAGGGCUAAGAACUGCCUCAGCCCCGAGGACAUAAUUGACAAAUACAAAGAGGCCAUCUCCUAUUACAGCAAGUAUAAGAAUGCCGGAGUGAUUGAGCUGGAAGCGUGUGUCAAGGCCGUGCGUGUCCUGGCUAUUCAGAAGCGUGGCAUGGAAGCUUCGGAGUUUCUUCAGAAUGCCGUGUACAUCAAUCUCCGGCAGCUUUCUGAAGAAGAGAAAAUCCAGCGCUACAGCAUCCUGUCCGAGCUCUACGAGCUGAUUGGCUUCCACCGCAAGUCAGCAUUCUUCAAGCGCGUGGCUGCCAUGCAAUGCGUGGCCCCAAGCAUCGCAGAACCUGGCUGGAGGGCCUGUUACAAGCUCCUUUUGGAGACAUUGCCUGGCUACAGUCUGUCACUAGACCCCAAGGACUUCAACAAAGGUACACACAGAGGCUGGGCUGCCGUUCAGAUGCGUCUGCUGCAUGAGUUGGUCUAUGCCUCCCGCAGGAUGGGAAAUCCCGCACUCUCUGUGCGGCACCUAUCCUUCCUUUUGCAGACCAUGCUGGAUUUCCUGUCUGACCAGGAAAAGAAAGAUGUGACUCAAAGCCUGGAGAACUAUACCGCCAAGUGUCCCGGGACGAUGGAGCCCAUCACCCUCCCGGAUGGCCUCACGCUGCCUCCUGUGCCCUUUACUAAGCUGCCCAUUGUCAGGUGCGUGAAGCUGCUGAGUCUCCCCACCAGCCUCCGGCCGCAGAAGGUGAAAAGCUUGCUGGGGCAGAGCAUGUCCACCAAGAGUCCCUUCAUCUAUUCCCCAAUCAUCGCACACAACCGUGGAGAAGAACGCAACAAGAAAAUAGAUUUCCAGUGGGUUCAAGGAGACGUGUGUGAAGUCCAGCUGAUGGUGUACAACCCGAUGCCGUUUGAGCUCCGCGUGGAAAACAUGGGGCUUCUCACCAGCGGAGUGGAGUUCGAGUCUCUUCCUGCAGCACUCUCCCUUCCUGCGGAAUCUGGUUUGUACCCGGUGACACUGGUCGGGGUCCCACAGACUACAGGGAUGAUCACUGUGAAUGGCUACCACACCACAGUCUUUGGGGUCUUCAGCGACUGUCUUCUGGACAACCUCCCAGGACUGAAAACGAGCGGCUCCACCGUGGAAGUCAUCCCUGCCUUGCCAAGACUGCAGAUCAGCACAUCGUUGCCCAGGUCUGCACACUCACUGCAGCCUUCUGCCGGGGAUGAGAUAGCCACUAAUGUGUCUGUUCAGCUUUUCAAUGGGGAGACUCAACAGCUCGCCAUUACCUUGGAGAACAUUGGACUGGAGCCUCUGGAGCAGCUGGAGGUCACCUCAAAGCUUCUCACCACUAAGGAGAAGUUGUACGGCGACUUCUUGAGCUGGAAACUGGAAGAAACGCUGGCCCAGUUCCCUCUGCAGCCCGGGAAGGUGGCUACUUUCACCAUCAACAUCAAGGCAAAGCUGGACUUCUCUUGCCAGGAGAACCUCCUUCAGGAUCUGAGUGAUGAUGGAAUCAGUGUGAGCGGCUUUCCCCUGUCCAGUCCUUUCCGCCAGGUUGUCCGGCCCCGAGUGGAGAGCAGACCCACAAACCCUUCCGAGGGCAGCAAGACGGGGGACCUUGGCCACGUCAAGCGGCAGCUGUUUCAUGCCGGGAAAGAAGAAGAAGAGGAAGAGGAGAAAGAAGGGGAGGAAGCAGCAGCAGCAGAUUCCUCUCUGAUGCAUGUUUACUAUCAGCGCAGAACCCAUGAGGAGCGGAGUCCCUGUAGCUCUGAGCAGCUGUUGUCCUUGCUGCUGUUGGAGCUGCUGGAGGGGGCAGGCAGCCGUGCUGACAGAUGUAUGUGGCACUGUGGGUCUUUCCUUCACAAGGGGCAGAACCUAUGUUCAUAUGGCAGUGCCCAGUGGACUUCAAACCCUGCCAACCUGCAUGUGUUCCAGUGCUGGACAGACGCAGCAGUGUUCCUGUCCUGCUCCGAUGGAGUAAAUGGGGGUGUGUUUCUAAACAUGAGGUCUCAAGUCUCCUUGUCCAUCACACACAGAGCUUCUCUUGUAUGCUGGCCCUCCAUGGGGAGGCUGGUGGGAAGGCAGCUGUGACAGCCAUGGUCCUUGCCUAGUUUAUAUGCAGAAAGCUCCCAGGAAAAAGGCUUCACCCUGGGGACAACAUCAAGCUCAUUUUAUGCAGCUUGGCACACAGUCACAGAAGGCCUGUUAGUGUGCACCUGAGUUCUACUGACUGGGACUGUCUAUGUGUGUCACCGGCACAUCCAGGGCCUGAUUGAUAUGGGCCCAGGUAUAUAGUGUGUGUACCUAUGGCCUUUCUGACCUCUGAAGGGCAAGCACUUGGCCUCCUGAACUCCUCAUGGGCUCUGACCUAGGGAGCUUGGUAUGGAGGCUAUAUCAGGGUAGGCGAUGGGCAGCAAAUGGCUUCUGAGUUAGGAUUUAGGGUAAGUGAGAGGAAGAACAGCAAGCUUGGCUGGGCAUCAGCAGUGUGAGGGGGAUUGUAAGGGAGCCAAGCCACCAUAGCGCAGAGGGGACUUACUUGCCACUGACAACAGGGGAUGGCAUUACAGGUUUUCUGUCUUUAAAUGCUGGGCCUCACUUGCUCUCAGGGAGCUGUGAGUCAAAACCACAUGAAGAUGCCCAUCAAGCCAUCAAAAUGGCCACCAUCAAAAAGACAAGGUAUAGUGGGUGUUGGCAAGAGUGCUAAGAUAAGGUUGCUCAUUACACUUUGGGUGGUAAGGUCGAUUAUUGUAGCCACUGUGGAAAACUAACAAUAGAACGACUUCAUGAUCCAGCAAUCCUCCUGCAGCACUGUUCACAAAGGCCUGGUAUGAAGGCAACUUGAAUGUUCCUCAUAGGAUGAACAAGAUGAAUGCUAUGUGUAAUAUGUGCACAACAGGAUACUAUGCAGCUGCAGAAGAGGGUGUAAUCCUAAAACGUGUGAUAGGAUGGGUCAGUCCGUAGCACAUGCUUUAUCUGUGUAGCACAUGACACUAUGUCACAUGAAAUCAGCCAGGCACAGAAUGACAAACACUGCACCAUCUUACUCAUAUGUGGACCCUAACUAAGUCGAUCUCACAGCUUGUGGUGGCCAGGGCACAGGGCUAAACUGACACCUGGGAAAUUACAAUCAGGAGGAAUAAACCACACAACGGGGCUGACGUUGCUAAGAACAAUGCAGUGUCUCUCAGCAGUCAGGAGGAGGCCUGGACAUCCAGUGCAGCAGGAAUCCAAGUUUUAAGGUGCCAAGUCCCUGACUGAUCACUGCUGAGUAUUUGUGUGGAUCCAAACAUUGUUCUGUAUGUUCUUGUUAUUACAUGUGUAUUAUUGUCAUUUGCCUAUCAAAAAUUAUUUAAAAAGACAAGCCCUAGAGAAAGAUCACCAGAAGAAAACGACCUAUUCUAGCUCCCAGGGACAGCAGUCAUUACCAUUGUGUUGGCCACACACCGCGUGGAUGAGAGCCGUAUCAGCAGAGGAGCACUUCAUGCAAUUCGACGUCACUCCAUACAUGUAUUUAAAAUAAGAGUGUCUAUAUAUGCACAUGUGCAUGUGAGCGCUCAUGCCUGUCAGAGGCAUUGGAUCUCCAUUGGAUGAGGCUACAGUUGGUUAUAAGCUGUUUGAGCUGAGGGCUGAGAACCAAACUCCAGAACUCAGGUCCUCUGCAGGAACAGAGUAUAAACUCUUAACCUUCUUAAGAGCUAUCUCGUCAGUGUCCCCACCCCCUCCCUAAUUAAUUCUUGUUAGGAAAAACAAGCAUGCGGUACGCCCCCACCCCCACUGCACUCCUCCCUUCUCUUUCUCCCCUCCACCUCAUCUGCUAAAUUUUAUGACAUUGAUGAUGUCCUGAGUUCACGAUUUCACAAGCUCUCUGGCCUCCUUUCUCUGAAGGAGAGGCGUGCUCACGGCCUGCCCUUGACAUAUCCAUUUAUUCCAAGGUUGCUUGACUUUCUAAGUGUGAUUCUUAUUGUAACUGGAAUUUGUAGCCGGUAGAGAACAGGCUAGGCUUGGUUGCCUCUUCUAAUAGGUCAAUUAAAGAUGCAAGUGAUGGUGAGAGGCAGAGAGAUGUAUUCAGUGUGACCAUGUUGGGUGAUCCAGCGAUCCCAAGCCUGUCUUUGUGACAUUGAUGUGAACUUUUGGUUUAAACAGAGGGACAAAGUCACAAGGCAGGAGGUGCUCAUUAACAUUACGUAAGUAAGAGUCCCCAUUCAUGCCUGUCUCAGGUCAGGUCCUGAAAGUCCUUAGUGUCGAUCGUGCAAACUGGUCCUCAGGAAGUGAUUGCGUCUGUCCUCCAGUGUAGUCUUGCCCUGUGGACAGCUGCCCUCCUCUGGGGGUAGUCUGUCCUCUGAGACUGUGGCUACAGGUUUGGGACAGUGACAUUAGCUCUGUGCAUUCAGCCUAUAAGAUAAGCAGGUGAUCCACAGUAAAGAAGACAGAGAAUAGGUGGGGACCAAGCUGUAAACCUGUGUACCUGGGUGAGGAGUGGCGUUUCCUAGCAAACACAGCCUCUAAGUACCUGUUCAAUUGUCAUUAAGAACGCUUUUGUUUGAGGGUAGCUGCCUGUUAGGGGACAAAUUUCUACAUUUCCUAUACAACAAGGCAGUCACUAAAUACUAACUGGGUUACCCGUGUCAGGUUUUAAGGGUUUAAGCAUAGAGCAGGAUGUUCAAGACAAACAGAAUCCUGUGAGCACAGACUUACGGCUUAGUGGGAGAGGGAAAGUGAUGGAGUGAACAGGAAAAUGAGUGCUGAGUACAGCUCUUCUAGGAAGAGAAGUAGGCAUGUAGCACUGUGAGGCACAGGCUAGCUCAAAGAGGAUAGAUGAGCAGAAAUCUUUCAGGCAGAAAUAACAGCCUAGGCAUUACAUGGGUGCUAGGUUCUCAAAGAGCUGGGAAGUCAGAGCCUGAGGUACCGGGAUGUCAUACAAGACCAUGAAUGGUGUGCUUGCUCUUGAGUCUGUGGGUAGAAAGAGAAGGGUGAAAUUGUACAGCCAGGAGGCAUGAAUGGAGAACAAUGGGCAUCUCCCAUAGGCCAUGUAGGCUGGGCCUGGAGAAAAGUUGGUGCAGCAGUUUGAGGAGAAGCCACUGUGAAAACAGAGAACCAAGCAGAGAUCUCCCGAAGGCCCGGGAAGAAAAGCCAAAAGUGCUACUGUUGUUGGUUGUGUGCACGAGCACAGGCCUUGUUAGAGUGGCUAUGGCGGGAGUACACAGAAGGCCUCAGCUCUACAGCAGUGGUUCUUAACCUCUGGGGAUUGAGCAACCCUUUCACAGGAUCAGGUAUCAGAACUUCUGCAUGUCAGAUAUUUACGUUACAAUUCAUAACAAGAGCAAAAUUACCGUUGUGAAGUAACAACAAAAAUAGUUCUAUGGUUGGGGUCAGCACAACAUGAGGAAUUGUAUUAAAAGGUCACAACGUUAGGAAGUUUGAAAACCACUGCUCUAGAGGGUUCCACAGCAAAGGGCAGAGCAGAAUCUUUGGCUGAAGGGAAGUGCAUGAGAAGCAGACCGAACUCAUCGGGUGGGCAAAGGUAUGCAGGAACUUUGGGAGCCAGCCAUGGGAGGGUACAGGGGAAGUGGGACCUAAGAGCCACAUGGCUUCGAUUGACUUUGCCUAGAAGAAUCUGAGGCUUGGCCUCAGCAAUUUACACCCCCACCCACUCUCUCUGUCUUUAUUCUCGUGUUCUGAUCUUUCUUUAGGUCUGCCUGUCUCCCACCUGUGCUGCACACCUCUGUGAGAUUUGACCUUAGCCACAGCUAGCUGUGUUUCCAGAUCAUCUGUAUUUUCUUUGAGGGAGGUGUGCUGAUCCUCAGGCUGCUGCAUGCUUCAGGCAGGGAAAGCCAUCCCCUCAGCAGUGAAUAUGGAAACCUGGCCAUCUUCACCCUUACUUCUUUUCUACCAUCUUCCCCUUCUAUGAGGUGUCAGUGAUUCAAGGGGAUGGCAAGAUGGGGUGGGUUGUCUGAGUUACAAGGCCUUGGACUCAGAAGAGAAUUCUGUCAGGCUUUGGAGAGGAAGACAUGCUUUUCACAGCGGAUGGAGGAAGGAAGGAUAGAUAAUAUGCUGGAGACAAGACCUGGCUUUGCCUUGGGGCCUCACAUCAGGGUAGGGUUAGCCAGGUACCAGCUGUUCUUGGAGUUAUGGAGGAAGACCUGCUUUUGGUCAGCAGUGUGGCCCUUUCCUCUGUAAGUGGCAGUGGGGGCUUGGGCAGAACAAGAACAAGAUGGCUCACUUUGAAAUAGAGUAGAUGGGCCAGCCAUACGCUGGAACCUGAAGCCUUACACCCCCUCCAUUGGCAUCCAGAGCUCUCACACUCUGGUCCAGCAACUGUCGAAGCAGUUCUUUUCAGGAGAGCAUUUAGAGAGUCUCCUUUAAGGAACAUGUUCUCUGCAUCAGAAAGUGAUGAUUUAUCCAUAUGGUAAACAGAGAAGGUUGGAAUUCGCCUUUUUCACACCAGUCAUUCCAAUCUUUUUUUUUUUUUAAAUUGUAUUUUUUUUCUUUAAACAACAUUAUGAAGAGAGCCCAACGUGUGACACAGUCAUGUGUGGUGGGUGUUGCAUUGUCAGAAGUAGUGCUGGGUGCCUGGAGUCUCAGUCACAUAGUCUCUGCUGGUCCCUAGAGUGUUCUACCCACCAAGGAUGAGAUAAGGUUUGCCCUUUCAAGGUCUAUAGCGACACAUCAGUAUGCUGCCACCCUCUAUCUACAUGUACUUUGGCCACAGACAAGCCAGACAGAGAGCUAGCAGAGUGAUAGGCCAAGACCCAGGCUCUGGCCUCACCCUAGCUGUUACACCAGCCUUCCUGCUGGACAAGUUCCCAUACCUCUCCUGACCUCAGUUUCCUUUCUGUAGGAUGGGCAUCUCGACAAGCCUGCUUCCAGGAUGCUUUGCAUGGGAUGAAAUAGGAGAUACUAGGCCACAGCUUAGUUCUGUGUCUGGCACUUUCUGGUUCUUGGUAAACUUCCCCAAGGCAGGGAAAGAUGUUGGUUAUCAUAGCCUCUAAAGCAGUGGGUUCCUAAUGCUCCAACCCUGUAAUACAGUUCCUCAUGUUGUGAUGACCCCCCAGCCAUAAAAUUAUUUUCAUUGCUACUUUAUAACUGUAAUUCUGCUACUGUUAUGAAUCAUAAUGUAAAUAUCCUAUAUGCAGAUAUCUGCUACUACCCCAAAGGGAUCAAGAUCCUCAGGUUGAGAAUCCUAGAACCAGGAAACACAGACAGAUGUGCCUUGUGGCCAAUAAUAAAGCCUUUUCAUUACUGUUCACUGAUAAGGGCCUUGGGGAUCUCAUCCUGCCUGUGAUGGAGAGAGCAGCACUGCCCCCGGGGGUAGGCACAACUGUCACUGCUACCUCCCCGGUUCAUGCUGUCCUUCUGGAAAGGAAACUUCAGGGCUAGAUCUCAGAUGCAGGCCCUUAAGCAUUGUGCAGUUUCUGUAGCAGUAUGGGAGACUCUUAGCCAUGGAGGUAGCCAUUUUCUGUGCAUUCAGAAUAGCUGGCUCCCAUCUAAGGCAGCAACAGACUGAAGCAAUCGUGAUAAAAACAUCACUGUACCAUCCAUUCAGGAUAUUUUAGUGGUCCGUUUUACCUUUGUUGACAUUCAUUUCUUUUACAACAGUAGAAUACGUUUAGUUUAGAAGAUAUUAAAACGGUUGGAGGAAAAGCAAAGAACAAACACCCGGCCUUGGUUUUGCAUAUUUGUUUACAUCUUUUUUACACGUUCUUGAGUGCCACCUUCAUGGUAGGUGAUAUUCCAAGCUGUUCGUUAAAAUGGCCCUGCCUCAUACAGGAAUGGAAGAACAGAGAAGGAAGUGGUCCGCAUGAUCUUACGCAUGAUCUUAUGGUGGCGCAGUGCAAGGCUUGGCUUCCAGGUUACGUGCUCUGAAUGCUGGGUGUUUGUUUGGUUUCUUGCUUCCCUCCUCUGAUGGUCUCAUUUCUUAGUUUCAAUCAGCAUUCAUCCUAAUUUUAUUGUUUAUGUUCUGACGAGCCCCCCUCUCUCUCUUCCUCUCUCUCUCUCUCUCUCUCUCUCUCUCUCUCUCUCUCUCGCUUUCUCUCUCUCUCGUUGGGCAUUUAGCUACUGUUUUCUUUUUCACUGAUUUUAUAAACUGUGUUGUGAUAAACAUACUUUGCCCCGUGGAAAGACUUUGACGAAGUCUUCUGAGGAUUCUCAGAGGUAUAGUGACUUAGAAGCUACAAACAUCUUAAGUCCUUAGGUACUUGCUGUCAAAUUGCUUUCCAGAAGAACCAGAGCUACCAGCUGUGUCUGAAGGUACUUGUUCCCCUCCCUCCCCAGCAAUGGACUUUCCUUUUAUAACCUCAGACCUAUGUGGACUCAGCUGAAAAUAUAUAAUUUUGUAGGCUUGAACUAAAUCAGAACAUUUAGAUUUCUUUUUAACAAAAGUGUGCAUGGAGGGGAGAAUGGUUUGUCUUUUGCAAUUUUUUUUUGAAGCAGGAAAAUUAAUAGGAAUAUUGAGUGAACAAAAAUACAAAAUUAAUAACAUUUUGUCAAGGGCUGGGCUAUUUAUUUGAAGCAGUAUUUUCAAAUUUAGUACUCAGUAAUCCUUGACUUCUUGCCCCUUUCACGCAUCUGUCACUCCUGUAAUGGUAAUUAGGUUGUUAAAAUGCAGGGAAAUCUCAGGCUCUGCUGCUGAUGGGCCCCUCUCUUACCUGCCUUUGUUAUUUGGGAGAUGAGAAUGCCCUGUCUGUCUGAGCUUUGGGGGUGGGUCUGUCUCCAAUCUGCCAGUACCAGGCAAGAGGUAAUGGGGCUCUUUUGUGUAGAGGAAGCUUUGAAUCACCAGGAGUUCAACAUGCUUUCCUCCUUACAAGAUGCACUGCUGUCUAAUACAUGUUUUAGAUUCUUUCUUCCUUUUAAGUUUUUAGCAAAAAUUUGCUACUCAGCCCAGGUCAUCAGAACAUUCGGCUUUCAGGGGGCUGUUGGCCCUGAUAACCAGAGCUCGGGGCUCUCACAAGGGACAGAUAAGAACUCAAAUUUCAGAUAAGGAGGAAAAGGGCUAGAAUGCUCUAAUGCCCUUUCUUCUACCAACAACACCCUUUCUAGGUUAAGGAUUCUUCCCUUUCAUUAAAUUCCCAAUUCUGUGAGGGAAUGCUGUCUGCACAGAGUGUUGGGGCCUGAGUGGUCAGAGGUAGGCAGGCUGCCCUGCAAAAAAGAUAGGACCAGGUGCUGUGGAGAGCAUCAAGUGCUGUUUGGGUCCUUGUUUUAUCUCCUUCUCUAGGCUCCUGUGAGGAUGCCACACAAUGAGAAACAUAGAGUGAACUAAACACACCCAACAUUUCCCACCCCACCCCCCAAAGAAUAUGGUUCUGGUUCCCCCUUCAUUGGUGGCUGUGUGACUGAUAAUGCUUUAAUGGAGGAACCAGAGACGAAUUUACAACAUCUGAUUCUAUUUUCACUGAGUUCUAAGGGGUCCUGCCUCCUGUCUACCUGGAUGAACACCUUGUGGUUCUGUGCUGCACCUAACAGAUUCUGGGCUGCCUCGUCCUGCAGUGGGUGUGAAUGCUGGACCUACCACCUGUUGACCUUGCCAUGGAUGCUUUGUCCAGUCUGCCCCCUUCCCCAUUCAGCCUUAUCCCUGGACUUACAUCCUGUUUUAACCCCACAGGUUACUAAACUGAGGUCUGGAUGGGGUCAGAGGUGCUGACCAGCCCAGGCUUUAAGGAGAGAAGUAUCUUCCUAGGGUGCCUGAGCCCUGCUGCAAGUGUCCAUCUCAUUUGUACUUUACUUUUUUUUUUUUUUAAUCUUUCUUAACUUGAGUAUUUCUUAUUUAUAUUUCGAUUGUUAUUCCCCUUCCUGGUUUCCGGGCCAACAUCCCCCUAACCCCUCCCCCUCCCCUUCUCUAUGGGCUUCCCCUCCCCAUCCUCCCCCCAUUACCACCCUCCCCGCAACAAUCACAUUCACUGGGGGUUCAGUCUUGGCAGGACCAAGGGCUUCCCCUUCCACUGGUGAUCUUACUAGGCUAUUUAUUGCUACCUAUGAGGUUGGAGCCCAGGGUCAGUCCAGGUAUAGUCUUUGGGUAGUAGCUUAGUCCCUGGAAGCUCUGGUUGGUUGGCAUUGUUGUUCAUAUGGGGUCUCGAGCCCCUUCAACCUCUUCCAGUCCUUUCUCUGAUUCCUUCAACGUGGGUCCCGUUCUCAGUUCAGUGGUUUGCUGCUGGGUGUGUACUUUACUUCUUGCUUUUCAUGUAAAAUAUAUUUUCUUCUAAAAAUGACUUCAAAGUUCCAUAAAAAUUUAUAUUCGAUGUAGAGAGAUUCAAAGGCAGGAGGGAAUGCUUCAUCAUCUACAGGUUGAGUGGCAGACAGUGUCUCCUCUCUUUGAAAGUAAGGUGUUGAAGGCAUCUUGAGGUGAGUAUUUUUGUACAGUGGUCCCAUCCUGUUACCAUAGCCAAGCGCAAGACUCAGUUCUCCAGCUCUUAUUAGAGGAGGGGUUUUGUUUUUACUUUCAGCCCCCAGGGACCCCUGCUCUUGACGUCAGGUUUGCUAGGCCCUUCUGCCUCUGAGCUUGCCACAUUGUUCCUCUGUCUGGAAUGCCUCCCCUCACCUCCCAGUGCACCUGUCCCUCCCACUUCAGCUGGCCUGCGCAUUGUUCAGGAAGCAUCUCUGAUGUCUACUCUGUGGUAUUGGCCUCUUCACCUGACUUCCCACACGGUCAGGAGCUCCUCCCAGACCCUUCUCUGGCCAGCCUUGGCCCUGGGCUCCAUCUGUGGCUUCGGGGUGAGUUCUUUGAAAUAGGGGGUCCUAUAACACGUGUUCCUUCAAACCUUUUUUUCUGUGAGUCGUUGAGAAAACCAGAAAGCCUUUGGAUCCUGUUUAUAUUCCUGUCUUCCAUUAAGCUAUAUUUUCCUUAAAAGCAUGAAUUGUGCACAUUCAUCCUUCAUCCAUUCAUCCAUUUGCUACUGAGUGUCCAGUGUGCUUUCGGGUAAUGGGGAGAUAUUAUAUGUAUGUAUCUAAAGAUGUGAACUUUUAAAACAUUCUAACAAAUACUUGAUAUAAUCAUCUUAUAAAUGAAGAAUGUAUCCUGGUUAACAGCUUUGGCAUUUCCAGCCUCUGAUUGUUGUCUCUCUGCUUUCAGGUCUGUGAGGGGUGACAUCACGGUAGGGAGCCUUGGUGGAACAAAGCUUCUCACUUCCUUGAGAAGGGGAGAAUGGGAAGGGUCAUGCUCCCACAGUACCUUUUAGGGCAAAGACUUGAAACCUGAUACACCCCAGAUGUCAAGUUGGAGAUCAAGAUUUUAGCAUAUGGACCUUGGGAGAGACUUAAAAAUCCAAAAUAUAGCUGUCAUAUCACACACACACACACACACACACACACACACACACACACACACACACACACAAAACUUUCUCUGCAGAUUGUGACUGGUGUCUAAAGUAGUUGACACAAAUGCCUGAAGUUAGAGACUACCAGCUUGGUCAUGGCUGUGGAGGACAUUGAAGUUGAGGUUUUCUUGUGACCACAAAGCUGGUCUUCAUGACUAUAUCAAAUCCUACAGUAAGCAGUAAGACCUGGGUAUUGCUGCCUCUAAGUUGAGCUGGUCACUAAGAGUCACAUGCAGAAGACGUGCUUGACCUAAAGGCCCCAUCCCCACCUCCACUCUCUUCUUCCUUCGUCUCUGGUGUUUUUGAUGGUUGAUCAUUUCUAUAUCGUGGCUUGAUAAAAGAGGGCAUGAAUGCCAUUCUGACUUUGUAAACACAGUUCAGUAAGCCCCGUGUGAUGUACAACAGCAGAUCAGCAGGGGAAGGUGCUAGUGAGGAUAGGCUCUUGUGGGCACUCACCAUGCAAGUGACAUCAUCAAGGGGUGUGGCUAGUUGACCUACCUUCCAAGAAUGACAGUCAGACUAUUUUCUCAAUACAGAUCAUCAUAGUGAUAUGUAGUACCUGAGGGCAGCCUGACAAAUGGCUCCCUACUCUCUUUCCUUGGGCAACUGCCCCUCAGAUUGGCAGGUGGUGUCUGGGAGUUCCUUGUAGGCACAGAGCUCGAAGGAGAUCAAGUAUUCUCUUGCUGUGGGCACAGCAUCGCCCUUUUCGUCACCAUGUUAGAAGUGACUCUCAGAAGAGAUUCUGUUCUUAUAGUUAGCUCUUCCCAAUCAGUGACUGCAAAGACAGCAAUCAUAAGGAGAGCCAGAGUGCCCUGCACCCAGUUUCUAGAAAGCAGGAGCUGUGGCCUGCUCCCACAUGAAACUCAUAAUAUAAUGAGUUGCAAUCUUGUGGAUGUUUUGUAGCCUGGUGGUCUAUUUCCUUAAAGAGGAAAUUGGUUAUGAAACAUGUGGGAAGCGAGCCUGGUGGUACACACCAAUGCCAGCAUUUUCCUCCUUGUGCACUUUCUCCCAUUAUGCAGGAUCUUGGGGUGUUGUGGAGAAAGCCACAUACCUGCUCCAUAGCCCAGGUGAUGACUUUCUGUGCGUCUCCUUUCCAGGGACCCUGGUCUUCAGGGACAGUCUUCCCACGUUUCACUCACAGGGCAGCUGAAGCCAAGGUUUGAGCAUGGGUGUAAACUGGGGCUGCCAGGCUCUGGGGGUUAGAGCAGGUCUUAUCUGCCUUUUCCAGGUAUAUCUGGCUGAAGGUGUAGAAGACGGUGGUUAGCUCUGGGGACAUGCACUGCCUGCCCAUCCACACUGCCCCAGGAAACCACAUCACCAUUUUUUCCUCGAUACUUUGCACCUUCUCCAUGGUCUGAGUCCCUGGUACUGAGACCUUCUUUGGAUAGGAGCAAUAGGGACAAAGGGGACCAGGACUCUUUUGCAAAGUAGUGACAGCUAUACUAUUGUCUCCAUGUGCACAACAAACUUGCCUCAUAUGAGGAGUCAGUGAGAGGACAGACAUGAAAGUGCGUGUCUGGGACCCGGUAGAUGAUUAAGACGUUAACAAUUCAAUACAUGGAACUUGGAGCUAACGAAGGGGCAGAGCUGUGCAGUGAGUCCUCUAUAUCCUUCUGGUGUGGCUUCUGCAGUUGUCAGCCCCUCAUCAUUCUCUACCCACCCCAUCUCUUCCCUUCCCCGACAAGGAUAUCGGGAAGGAUAACAGUGGUGAUUUCCAGUCACUUGUCUUUAACUUGAACAGGUAUGAGAAUCUCAACACUAAGGUGCUGAUGAUUUCACAACAACACAUGCUAGAGUCCAUUCCGCCUUCCUGGAGAAACCCUCAUGUCCCCUCUCUAUCAGUCAUUGUACUGAAUAUGAGAGGAUUUCCCCUUUUGAUUCAUUCAUCAGAGUCUCUUUUGGACAGUCAGGAAGCAGGUGUUGGGGAUUGGUUCUAAUGCUUUGAAUUAAUCUUGUCCCCAAAAUCAGGAAUCUGCAUGUCCAAAUGCUGAAGGCCCUUGUCCCUGAUUGGUUUUUGAUUGAUCAAUAAAGAGCCAACGGCCAAUGGCUGGGCAGGCAGACUGAAGUGGGACCUUUGGAUUUGCACAUGCUAGGAACAAGGGAAAGGAUAGAGUGGAUGGCCACUGGCCAUUUCCCCGAUUGGGCCUGGAGUAGCAGGGGAAGGUUUAGGAGUUUCAGGAGUGUGGGAGGGGCACUUUUGCUAGCAGGGGAAGGUUUAGGAGUACCCAACCUUUGAACUAGUCAUGGCAUAUCAUAAAUUAACUGAUUGUGUGUGUGUGUGUGUGUGUGUGUGUGUGUGUUUGUACCCGUAUUGUUAUGGCCAUUUGCAUGUAUAUGUAAUACAUGAUGUUAAAUCUAGAUUUGUCUCUGAGAGGAAAUGUCCUAUGUGGUAUUCCAUACCACCCUCAUUACUCUUCCUCUCUUGUUCCCCCUCCUCCCUUUAGACCUCUUCCUAUUCCCUUCCUAGACUUCCUUCUACCUUUGUGUAUUAACAUGAGGGAAAAGGUAAUAUUUUUCCUUCUGGGUCUGGCUUCUUUCACUAAACAUGAUGAUCUCUAACUCCAUCUGUUUUCCCGAUAAUGUUGAUUCCGUUCUGCUGGCAGCUGGUGAGAACUCCUCAGUAGAUACGCACUACGUCUUCUUUAUCUGCUUCCCUGUUGGUGGAUGCUCAGCUCAUCCUGUAUCUUGGCUCUUAUGAGAGGUGCAGCAGUAAACACGGGUGUGCAGGUCUCUCUGGUGCGCAGACAUAGAUUUCUGUAGGUCUGUAUGCAGGAGUGGUAUAGCUGGAUCGUACGAUGUUCAGCCUCCAUGGUGGUGGCUCCAGUUCCUGUUCCUACCUCCAGGGAAUGAGGCUCUCUUUUCCACCUGCAUCCUUCCCAGUGGUUGAUGGCAUUUUUCUUCUUGAUGAUAGCCAUUCUCAUCAAGAAGAAAUGGAAUCUGAGUGUGGUUUUAAUUUCAUUUCCCUGAUGGAUAAGGAUGCUGAACAUUUUCUAUAUUUAUUGGCCAUUUGCAUUUUUAAGUUUUGGAAACUGUGUUCCUUUGCCUUUUUAUCGAUUAGAUACUUUCUUUGUCUUACAUUUAACUCUGCAAGUUUUUUUUUAAAUAGACACUCUAUAUUGAUCUCCCUGCUUCAUGGUUUGCUUUGCUGUACAGAGCUUUUUAAUUUCGUGUAAUAACACCUGUUGAAUCUUGCUGUUGCUUGGUUUAGUGAGUUUUGACAAAGUCAUAUCUGUGACCACAUCGACACAGUCACAAUAGAGUAGAAUUCUCAGGCAGCCAGACCUAGCUCUGAUCUGUCAUUUCUGCAGCUUUUCCACUGUGCUGCUUGUAUCUCUUGAGAGGACCCUCUGGGCUAUCCUUAUGUUGAUCACGUGCUACACUGUGAUGUUUUAUCUUUUCCUGUCCCCUGCUAGUCACUGACCUAGUGUGUAGCCUUUGAAACGUCUUAGUUCUCUUGUCAGGAUGACAAGGUUUUGUUCAGGGCAGCCUAUCUCAUCCUCUGAAUCCUUCCAGGAGCCUGAGUGAGGUAUCUGCAUUGUUCAGAGUAGCCCAGUGGCAGAAAGGAACUACAGCUUGAAGGGGUGUUAGGUGCACUAUACGCCUAGCCAAUUUCGCCUCCAGACACCCAGAGGCAGGCACAAAGGGGACCAGAGCCCCAAGGAUCAAUAUGUUUCCUCUAGUUAGCCUGUUUCCCUUUUACUGUGGAGCAAGAAUGGUCUGGCUUACUAAACAUUUCCUCCCUUGGUAAUUGCUAAUUAAAUAUUAAUUAUUUUAAAAAAAUAUUACAUUACUUUAAGCUACCAUUAUAUACGAAUGUAUAUACUGCAUAACUAUGUAUAUGCAUAGAUGAGCUUAUUUUAUAUUAUGCCAGUACUGGUCAAGAUGUGGGGAGACUGAUAUCUUUCAGUUUCUGCUGCCUGUGUAAUCUGGUCCAGUUCUGUAGAAUGACGACCUAUUCUAUUGUGGAAUCCUAUGCUUCCAUUUAAAACAAUUCAAAACCAAAGGAAGAAGACAUACAUAAAGAUUCUUCCCAGAGAUUAGGGCAAGUUAAAUGUCAAUCAAAAGAAUCAUUUUUGGUGGCAUGUGGCUCAUUUAUAUACCAACAUAUCAUGCAUUCUUUAAAAGAUGCAUUAGUCUGUCUUGUGUUGCUUUAGUGAAAUACCCAAGACUGGAUCACUUAACAAGGAGGGUUGUUUAUUCAUGUGCAGAAGGAGCCCAGCAUGUGCAGUCUCCUUGCUUUGUGGCAGAGAGAGACAGAGAGAUGGUCUCAGUCCUGCUCUCUCCUUGGGGUUGGUGGAAUCUCCACAGUCUGAUCAACUCCUAACAGUUCCACUGACACUCAGCACCAAGCUCUGAGCGUGCGAACGUGGAGGAGCAACACACACCCAAACUGUGAUGGACGCCAUAUUGCUUUGUCUUGUCUGAGUUCAGAGUGCUUAUCUCCUGCUGUUUUGCCCAUGUUCCAUACCCCGAUGACUUCAGGGGGAGGCACAUUACCAUUACUCUAGAGGUAUAGAUUAAGGCCUUAACUUCUUCAUCUGCUGAGGUUCUGAGCAGUUUGUGCUAACUCUGAAGCUUAAGUCCGCCUUUUCCUCUUGAGUUGGAGUCCAUUCUUAUCACUGUUACCGCUGUCCGCUGUGUUGGGCCAGUCGUAGAACUGGGCAGAACUGCUUCUCUGUCAAUACAUCAUGGGUUCUGCCAUUACACUUCACACUCUUAAGCAGCUCCGUGAGCUCAGUGGUCUCUGGGUAGAGGACAUGAGCAUUUCUCUUGUCCACAGGUAUGUCUGCUGAGUCCAGGGCCUGGCAGACACUUGUGUGUGCUAGGGACUAUGGCACAGCCAGUUAGCGCCUGCAUUUCAGAAAGCCAUUUCCUCUGCAUUGCUUUAAAAAAAAAUCCCACUUUUGCUUCUAAUGUUCUUUAUUCCCAAUAUAUUGUGUAUGCAAGGGAAAUUCAAGGGUGAAUUACUCAAUAUAGUAACACAAAUUAAAUAAUCAAACUAGCAUUGACACCAAAAGGUUCAUGCAUAAUUCAGGUAGUUAAGACUCACUGAUUUAAUUUAUUAGGCAAAGCUAGAUUGCGGUACCAAACGAAGCACUGUUAGGAGGGAGGCUUGAACAUGUGUCCAGCUAGGUGCUGUUUGUGGUAAACUUAAUUACGCUUUGAUUGCUGCCUGCAAAAUACAAAUGGACUAAUUAAGUGAUUUUGAUCUCAGAAGUUCAUAAUAUAGGUGAUCGCCCAUUCUGGCUUCACCCAGCAUACAUCGGGAGGCUAGGUUGGAACUGUUCUUUAGAAUGAUGAAUGUGAGUAAUAGUAAUAUCCCUGAAAGUAAAAACUAGUUCACAAGUGAGCAAGAUUCCCAAGUCCAUCCUGCGGAUGCAGAGGACUCCUCCCCUUCAGCUGCUGGCUCGGCCUUUUGAGUGGCAUGUAGCAUCGGUGAUAUCUUAGUUACUUUUCUAUUACUGUGAAGAGACAUCAUGACCAAGGCAACUUUCUUUUAUAAGAUAACAUUUAAUUGGGGCUUACUCACAGUUUCAGUGGGCGAGUCCAUGACCAUCCUGGUGGGAAGUGUGGCAGCAGGCAGACAAGGCAUGGGACUGCAGUAGUAGCUCAGCGCUAACAUAUGAUCCACAGCUCACGCGUAAGCUCAAAGUGACACACCUCCUCCAAUAAGGCCACACCUCCCGAUCCUUUCCGAAAGUGUUCUGCCAAUUAAGGACCAGACAUUCACAUAUAUAGGAGCCCAUGGAGAAUAUUUCCUGUUCAAACUACCAUUUCUACUUUCUGGCCCCAACAGGCUUGUAGCCAUAUCAUAAUUCAAAAACCAUUCAGUCUAAUUUCAAAAGUCUCCAUAGCAUUUCACUCUCAAGACGAUUUAAAAGUUCAAACUUCCUUAUGAUACUCAAGGCAAUUUCUUAACUGUAACUCCUAGUAAAAUAAAGAAGUGACGCUAUGCUUCCAACAUAGCAAAGCUCAGAUUACACAUUACUCUUCACAAGCUAGGGAAGGGAGCAUGGCGGGGAAAUACAGGACUAAGGAAGACUGAAACCCAGCGGGGCAAACUCCAAUUCCUGACUCAGGUGACGCUUUGGAUCUCUCACUCCUGCCAGCUUUGUUGUGUUCUAGCAACACACUUCUCUCUUUUGGACUGAUUCCACUUCCUGCAUGCAACUCUGCUCAGAAAACAUCCCAGGACUCUGGCGUCUCCAGCGUCUUGGGGUCUCCAAUAUACUCCAGGCCUCACUUUCACAGCUUCAUGGAAUGGUCUCUCCAGCCCACCAUGCAGGGACUCCCAGGACACACACCUGACCUGGUGACUUCCUUGACUACAGAGGAAGAGUCCAUAUCCCUUUUGCCAUGUGGCCAAUUCUGCCAAAUUCUGCUGUCUGCAGGAACGGGAAGGACUGGAAUAUGACCUCCUCGAAUUUCAUUUGCAUAAAAUGUCUUCUGAAGUUCUUUUUUAGGGGAAGGAAAUCCUUCAGGACUUUUCUUCUCAUAGGUUGCAGGAUUAGCUGCGUGUGUCCUUGCCCUGAGGGCACCACUCCGUUUUUUCCGCAUGCAGCAUCAAAUCUUUUUUUGAAUUUAUCAUCUCCUUGAGCAUAAGACUUGGCUUCAACAUUACAUUCCUGUUGUCCUUUUUCUCCUCGGACUCUAUAUUUUGAUUCUUUUUGCCCUGUUUGCCCCUUUUCCAUUGUAGAUCUGCAUAACAGUACUAAUAAUCACACGACACAGUCAAUACUAGGCCAUCUUGAAACCUUCUCUGCUUAUGAAAUUAGUACAAAACUCGAUUAAUCCUUAGGCAGAUGCUUAGGUCAAGGGUAAAAUGCUGCCAUAUUCUUUGCCAAAAUAGCACAAGUGUUGUCUCACUGACCCUUGUUAAUAUUUUUUCGCCCCUGAAACCUCUUGAGCUGGACAUCCAUAUUCCCCCACAUCGUCCGUAGCUCCACUGUCUUCUGCGCUCCUAAGAGGAUAGCACAUUAAGCUCCUCUUACAGCAUUGCACUACUUUACUAGUUCAGAGUCUCAAAAUCAGCGUGUCCAAGCCUGUCACGGCCAUGCCCCAGUCCCUGGUACCAACUUCUGUCUUAGUCACUGUUCUAUUGCUGUGAAGAGGCAUCAUGACCAACACAACUGACUUAAAAAAGUGUUUAACUUGAGGGUUUGUUUGCAGUCUCGGAGGGCGAGUCCAUGACCAUAGUGGCAGGCAGGUGGGCGGGCGGGCGGGCCUGCGGGAAGGCGGGAUAGCAGGCGGGCGGGCAGGCGGGCAGGCAGAGAGGCAGGCGGUGGGCGGGCAGGCAGGCAGGCAGGCGGUGGGCGGGCAGGCAGGUGGGCGGGCAGGCAGGCGGGCAUAUUGCUGGUGCAGUAGCUGAGAGCUUAUGUCUUGAUUCAUAAGCAGGAGGCAGAGAAAAAGUGACUUUUGAAACUUUAAGCCCAGGCCCAAUGACACACCUACUCCAACAAGCUCAACCUCCUGAUUGUCCCCAUAACAGUCUACCACCUAGGGACCAAACAAAUGAGGGCCAUUCUCAUUGAAAUCACCACAGGCGGCUUUACAGCCAAUCACAGCAGAAGGUGGGGCCUUCACUUCCCUCCUGUUCUCUCUGUACUUCCCUUAGUUUCAGUUGUAUAGUAAGUUUUGUGUGUGUGUGUGUGUGUGUGUGUGUGUGUGUGUGUGUGUGUGUGUGCACGCGCGCGCGCGCGCGCGCGCGCCUGUGUUGAUAUGUAUGUACCUGCACACACCCUUUUUUUUUUUUUUAAUGGUAAGGCUUCCACAGAGUUUGGAUAAGGCUGCCUGUCUAGUGAGCCCCCUGGCUAGUGAGCCUUGAGAACCCUCUCUAUCAUUUUAAGUACAUGCCACCAUAACUGACCUUUUGUAUGGGUGCUGGGGAUUGAACUCAGUUCCUUAAACCAUUAAGGCAAGUACUUUACCACUGAGCCAUUGACCCAGCUUCCGUAUUUUUCUCUACAAUAGCUCUGAGUCACCUCCCCAGACCACUGCUGUGACAUCCUCAGGCAGUUCCAUUCCCCUAAGGCCCAUAGCCAGCCCUGGAGAUCUGAAAACCAAGCCACCUUUGUCAUUGAUGGCUAGGAACUUGGAUACCCAAAGGAACUGGCAGUUCCAACAGAAGGUCACACACUGUAAGUGAAAGUCCAGAAGCAGUAAGUCAGUUGCCUUAGCAAGUGCACACUCCCCUGUCUUUUGUGCCAGUGAAAAACUCUCCCUCCUGUACAUCCAAAUGUUCCUUCUUGGAUAUUUGCGGUGUAGGGCCAGAUGUGCUCCCCAUAUAUGUACAGAGAGCCAAAAAUGGGGCUGUGUCACUAGACUUCAUCAUGUCCAUGUUUGGGGAGAACAACUGAAUCCCCUCUACUACAGUUCACUCUGUCAGGGACCAGUGAUACCCACAUCACUAACCCAUUAAGCACACAUUUGCUUCAGCCUUUAUGCAGGAUUGAUUCCAGAACCCUCUGAAUACCAAGUACACAGAUGUCUGUUGUAUGACAGAUACAACAAAGUGUACAAUUGCAUACAGCAUGCACACUUCCUCUCAGACACUCCCCACCACAACCACGUACAAGACAUGUAAGAUGGUGCAGGUGUUCAUUAUGCCGAGCUGUUUAGCCAGGGAUGCACAUGUGUGCACACACUUUCGAGGGCAUACAUACUCACACUCACACACUCACAUACUCAAAUACACACUCACAAAUCCUCAUAUCCUCAAACACAUAUACAUGCUCACUCACAUACACACUUAAACUCAUACACUCACAUACUCACAUACUCAAAUACACACUCACAUCCUCAUAUCCUCAAAGACGUACACACUCAACGACAUACACAUACACACACACACACUUUAACUCAUACACACACUCACAUACUCACACAUACUCACACAAUACACUCCCACACACACACUUAUUCAAACACACUCACAUCCUCAAACACACAUACACACACACACACUCUCACACAUUCAUAUACUCCACACACUCACAAACAUACACUCAUACACUCACAUACUCAAACUCACAUGCACUCACAGACUUAUAUACUCAAACACAUACACUCACACACACACACACACACACACACACAGUCACACACACACUCACACGCAUAAUCACUCAUACACCCACACAAAUGUGUUCCCGAGCUGCUCUUUUUUUUAAUCUAGGCCCAACAUAUCCUAGGUGUUAAAUAAACUCUUGAUACUUUUAUCCUCCAUGUAAUUACUUCCUAGUUAAUUUAUUUUCUGUGACCUAUUUACAAACUGUAAUUUAGAGCAAAUCCAAUUAAAAUUCUGAGAGUCACUUGGCGGGGGAGGGGGCUCUCCCACUUUGCCUUUGCCUGCUGUUGGGAGCGCAUAGGUCUUUUUCCAGCAUAUGUCCACUUGUGCAGUUCAAUUCAGGGCAUUUCCAGGGCUUUUUACUGGCCGACCAUGGGGAAAUCAUGAAGUGGAGCACGGUCACUGUUCCGAGGAGCCUACAGCCAUCUGGUAACCAUCCCUGCAUCUUCCCCAGCUAUCCUCCCUCCAGCCCAGGUCUCUUGUGGUCUAAGGACUUAUCUUCUGAUGUCUUUACUCUCCCUGCUGUCUCAUGUCUUCCCAAUCCCCCGCUUGGCAAUUCAGACUUCAUUUACAAGGGUCUGACCACUAACAGAACCAUGUAUUGUGGAAUGGGGGAAAUUCUGGACUCCCAGAGAGAAGUCCUGUUUGCUGGCAAACACGAACCCUGGCCCGUUGGUAUCUAAUCUCAGCAGCAUGCCCAUGGCCCCGGGGAGGUGCUUAGAGGAGGGGGACUCUAUUGAGCAUGGACACUGAACAGGUGGGAUGAUCAAGAGCCUCCUUAGCCUCUGCAUCAUCACUGCCCCAGUUUAGAGGCCAGGAGGCCAAGGUAAUAGAUGAAUAGCAAGGGGCUCAUCUUCAAACACAGAAUACAAGGCUGCUUUGGAGCCAGUCAGCACCUUAGUUCUGAAUAGAUUUUAACAGUGUGAAAAGGAAAUGGGAAUUUAGUUCCAAGAUGCCCUUGUAAUCCAACAUGUGGUUGGACAUGGUGCUGAACGCUGUAUGGCCAAGGUCUUCCUUCUUGUCAGAAGAAAUGCUGCCCUCUGACUGCUGGUAUCUGCAGCCUUCUGUGGCCUAUCUGGUCUGUGCACACAGAAAGGAGAGCUGUGGUUGAUGGAUAAGAUGGGAACUUUCCCCCCGAUGUAGGAAACAGCCCAUGGAUACCAUUUUUGGAACUGCCAAGCAUCAGCCUUUACUGUACUACAGCAAACAGGAUAGCUUUCUGUGUGUCGAGCUCAUCCUGGCUGUGAUGCCUUGUCCUUUCUUCUUAGUCAAAAGUAUCUCUGGCCCUGGAGGAAUGUCCUGUAUGGAUUCCAGUGCUGCCUGCUUGUACUGUGGCUGGGACUCAGUACUGUGGUUUGGCCCAGUGUUUGCCAAACUUCCAGAGUAAGAAUCUAAAGAGUUCCUUUUUUUACUCUCUCUCCAAACAGUGCCUUGGCUGCCCUUCAGCCUCCAGGGUAUAUAUGUCAGUUUCUCAUACGUCUAUCAACUCUCUCUAGAUUGGAAAAUUUAAUGCUUAACACAGAAUUUCAGGUGUGAUCUGUGCCUGCUUCCUGCCUUCCAGGAGUCCCAAGCCUGCAUAUUGGCACCUGCAGUGCCAAAUGGGCAGAAAUAUUAUUUUCCUCCCACUCUACUACCUUCCAAUGAGUCUGUCUUACCAACUUUAGAGUGCCUUGUUAUCCCCCUACCCCACGUGUGUGUGUGUGUGUGUGUGUGUGUGUGUCUGUGUCUGUGUCUGUGUCUAUUGUCUAUGUGUCUGUCUGUCUGCCUGUCUGUCUGUCCAUCCUUUCAUGGUUGUUCUUUGUAACCUAGAGUUACACUCUUCAAUUCAUACAACUGGAGAAUUCUAGGUAUAUACCAUUGAAUGUCACUCUGUAAAACAAGAGUGCAAAAGAAAGUUGCUGGUCUCCCACAAUCUAGCAUUGUGCAAGCACAAAGCUGGGCUUCACAUUUCUCAGGAAGGGGUCUUGUGGGUUAGUGUAUAAUUGGCAUAGGAAUUUGUUCUUCCUGCCAAAUACAGCAGUUGAGUUAUGAAAAUUAAUUAAUUGCCUAUGUCAUUGUAGAAAGGUACUGUGCUGUAAUGAACAAUCCUCCCUUCCCCAAAAUGCUACAGACAUUGACUAAAUCCUCAGGCCCAAAGGAAGAAGGGAUUCAUCUCCCCUGGGAAAAGCUUUUUGGAAGGACUGUUGCUCUGUGGGCACCAGAGGGCUAGAGGGGGUUCCAGUUGGUGGGGAAGAGGGGUCAGCAUCCUCAGAACUAUCAGGUUCUAUCUUGGGAACUCGGAUGCAGGGGAGCUGUGACUUAGGAGAAUGGAAAGGAGAGAGUGAAACAUAAAUCUGGAGGCACGAGGGGGCACUGAGUAUGUUGAUAGAGCACCUCUGGGUGCCAUGUGCUGCUAGGUCUAUUCACCAAGAGACCAUGUGUGCCCAGGGCCACUGUACGCUGGGGAUGAGAUUAGGUAUAAUUGGAGAAAAGAUAGGAUGUAAACACAUAGGAGAGCAACCAGUGCCAAGGAAUAUGAAGUCCACAGCUAGGGUGACAGAUUGGCCCCGUGUGAGAGUUACCAGAGGCAAUAAGAGUCUCUCUGGGGAUGUACUUUCAAAGCCAAGCCUCAGUGAGUAGCAUAGACUCAGUGGGUAGAUGGAAAAAUAGGGAGAAAUAGUAGCUGGGGCUAGGAGGGUGAGGAUAGACCAUGGGGAAAGACUCAUGAAGGAAGCCAUCCUUCUUAGAAAAGUGAAAUUUACAUUUCAAGCAAAAUUAAAAACAAGACAAAAGCACAAUUAUGUGCUGGUUUUAUCUGUUAGAGACUCUCCUUUUGCAGAUGGAAUCUUGAGGCAGCUUUGUGAGUUACACUGUUGAGAUUAUGGCUGAUAGAGAAGUGUUGGUAUGGUUAAACUCAAGCUCUCAAGCAUUCUGGCCCCAAGGGGGAACUCUGUUGUCUUUAGUGUUCAUGUUUGAGAUGUCCUUAGGAAAAUAAGCAUUAUCUGUAGGCGACUCUAAUGGUAUCAGUUGUGUUGAAGCUCCUGACUCCCAGAUAUAUUCCCAUGCCCUUUGGUUUCCUUCUUUCUCUGUCUCACCAUCUGCCUCUCUGUCCCUGCCUACCCUGGCCAGAGCCCCUGUGGGCUUGUCUAAGCCUGCUCUGCUUGCCUACCAUGCCUUUCUUUUAUACCCCACUUUUUCCUCACCAUCUGCCUGCUGAUCUGACCAUCCCUCCACAUGUCUAUUCAAGCACCUCCUGCCUAGUUGGUCCUUGUCUCCAAAGGUUCUUUCCCACAGUGAAUCCCUCCGGGGCACAGGUGGAGGUAUGUGGGCACAAGAGAAGCUAAAUAGCCAAGUGCAUGGUUGGAGAGCCAUCCACAUAAGAGACCCUGGUGAUAGGAGAUAGGGUAUUUGAGGGCCUUAUUUAAGGAGAAGUGAGCAGAGGUUUCAACAAGGUUUCUACAACAGGCUAAUACUAUCAUGUAUAAGCUACUGAGCUGACACCAAAAUCCAGUGCAGAGUCUUUGGGAACUCACUCUCAGCAACACCACAGUACCUAUGCCACAGCAUCCCAACUCCUGUACCUUGUGUAUUAAAGAUUUUUGAGAGAGGAAAUGAAUCCCGUUGUCUUCGAUUUGGAUCUCUGCUCAUUUAAGGGCUGAUCCAGGAAUCUUCUAAAACCAAAGUAGACAGUCUCCCAGAAAUCAGGAGUAGACAGUCCCUGUGAGACCCUGCUGUUAAGGACUGUCCUGUGCAUAGUAUGCUGAGAACAACCAAUAGUCCUGGGUAAGGGAGAUGGAGUCCAGCUCAAGGUCUAGGGACUCCCAGGGAAGUGACUUCUAGUGCACUCCAUGUUGACUUCACCAGACACCAGCUCAAUAGCUCUGUGGAGGGAUGGUUUGCUCCCAUGUCUUCCAUUUUGAUAAGAACAUUUGGCAUGAGACAUAAUAUUUGUACAAAAUUUUCCAUGUUUAAUACAAGUAUCGUUAACUGUAGGCCACAAACUGUCCGGAGUAUGUGAUAUUGUACAUCUACUGCUGUUCUUAUUCAACUUACAUGACAAAAGUUUACAGGCUUGGUCAACAGCAGCCCUACUGCCCCUUUCCAGGCCCUUCCCCCUCCCAGGGCUCUACCUUUUUGCUCUCUGCUUUGUGAAGUUUGCUGUUUUAUAUUCAUAUAUAAAUAUAUAAAUCUGACAAUAUCUGCCCUGCUCAACUCCCCUAUAUACUGGGAUCCAUGUCCUUUAGAUUCAUCCAUGUUGCGGCAUGGUCGUCCUUGUUUGUUUGCAUUUUAAAAUAGCCUUGUUGAGAUGCAGGAGACACAAUGAGCCAUGCAUGUUUAGAAUAUACACUUUUAAAUCAAUCUCUGUCUGUCUGUCUGUCUAUAUAUCUAUCACAGAAAGGGGAUUUAUUAGAAUGUGUUACAGGCUGUGGUCCUCCUAAUCCAACAAUGCUGUCUACCAAUGGAACUCCAAGAAGCUAGAAAAUGGAUGUCCCAAGUGGUUCUCAAUAUAUGCUGGAAUUCUGAGGAAGUAGGCUCUAAUGCCAAAGGAAUGGACUUAUCAGCCAGAAUAACAGUAGGCAAAGAGUUUCCUUUUUCCAUGUCCUUUAAAUAGGAUGCCAGCAGAAGGUGUUGAGAUUAAAGGUGGACCUUACCAUCUUAAAAGAUCCAGAUUAAAGGUGGUUCUUCCCACUUCAGGUGAUUUAAUUGAGAAAGAAAUUCCUCACAGAUGUCCCCAGUUGCUUAGGUUUUGGUUAAUUGCAGAGGCAGUCAACCUGAUACCGAGAAUAGCCAUCACAACAUAUGUCACACACAUGUGAAACCUCUGUCACGUAGGACAUCAGCAUGUCCGUCAUAACCCAAGUUCGCAGGCGCUUCUUUGUGGUGUGCUCUGCCUUGCCCCGCUACACCCCACCAAGAAAACACCAGUCAUCUUUCCACCACUGUGCAUUGCUUUGCAUUUUCCAGAAUUUUGAUUUAUUGGGUGCCGUAUGGACUCUGUCAUCUUUAAGACUGUUUCCUGCUUUCGCAGGUUUACAUAGAGGGUUUUAGCUGUGUUCUUUCAUGCCCGCAUCCCCUUCCACCCCCUCCCUUCCACCUUCCUCCUCAUUCUUCUUCUCCUCCUGCUGGAUCCCUUCUCCUCAACAAGUCCUCCUGCUGUCGUGCCCGUGUGUGCUCAGUUAGGGCCGUUUGCCUCACUGAUAGAUAGGGGAGUUAUAAGUAGGAUAGAUGGGGCGGUAUUUAAUGCGGCAAAGGUGACUUACCUGUGGCUAUGCCACUGAAGACAUGGAGCUCUUCCCACAACUACAGGAAUUUCCAGUGAAGAGACCUCACGGGACCCUUCCCCAUCUAUGAUUAAAAUUUUCUUUGCUUAUUACAAAAGGAAAUCUCGUAAGGUCUCAGGGAAUGAAAAUGUGAGAAGCCACCUGGCCAUGUGGUAUGGGAUUGUCAUCAGGGACAAGACAUGACACAAUGAGACUGAGUGGGGCAGAUGCCACCCUGAGCUCCCUGGGAGGCCACUAGGUGACGUCCAUCAGUUUCUCACUGAGAGACAUUGAGACAUCUGGCCAGUGCUCUCAAAGAUGCCAGCAUCAUGAGACGAGGAAGCUGGAACUGCUAUCUCAGAGCAAAGAAGGCAACUAAAUAUCCAGUGUGUCUGGAGCAGGGCCCUGACCCAGAAUGUGGACAUUAGUCAGACAACACGUAAAACUCGAAUAAGAUUUGUCAUUCAUCAGCAGAAAUGUAGUAAUGUUGGCUUCCUGCCUUUCAAUCCCAGUGGUUGCAGAAGCCAGAGGUAGGCAUAUGCAGAAAAUCUUGUCACUACUUCCUCAUUUUUGAGAGUCUGAAAAUUUCUCAAGAUACAAGAGCUAAAACAAUUUUAACAUUGAGGAAGAAAUAAUGACAGCACAGCUAACAUUUACCAGUCCCCGACAUGCUAAGUUUUUUCAUGGUUCACCACCGUUCAGAGUAGAAAACGAAGAAGAAGGCUAAGGUGGGAAGAUGGAGGAAGAGCUAUUGUAGAAAAGGCAAUCAAAAGGGAGCAGAAGAAGCUAUACUUACAUCAGACAACCCGUGAAUCUCAGGGCUAUGAGAAUAAGAAGUUCUUUACAUGGUAUUAGAACAGCCAAUUCCAAAGGAAAGCUAUAACUACUAUGAAUAUACACUCACUCAACAUCAACACACCUGUGUAUGCCAUGCAUGCACUGACAUAUUGAAGGGAUGUGCUGCAGUACAAAAGUACCAGGAAGCUUCAAUAUCGCAAUUUUAAUAGUGGAUAACAUCUGUACAGAACAUCACUGGAGGAGGGAUGGGAAGCUGGCUCAGCCUGUGGAGGCCUUGCCACAUAAGCAUAAGGGCAUGCGUUUGGACCCCAGCACACGUGUACAAAGCCAGGCCUGGUGCUACCUUUGUAAACACAGCACAGAGAGGCAGAGGCAGGAACAUCUAUAGGGCCUACUGGCCCACCAACUUAGCUUAGCAAACCAGAUCCAAGCCCACAUGUGUACAUUUCAGCCUGUUAUCCCUUGGGCCUGUGCUGGAGCAGAUCAUCAGGGGCAGCUGAGCUUGCUGGGGUGGAACUGUUCCUCCCCAGACGCAGGAGAGAGAGAGAGAGACAGAGAGAGAGAGAGAGAGAGAGAGAGAGAGAGAGAGAGAGAGAGAGAGACAGAGACAGAGAGAGAGACAGAGAGAGAGACAGAGAGAGACAGAGAGAGAGACAGAGAGAGAGACAGAGAGAGAGACAGAGAGAGACAGAGAGAGAGACAGAGAGAGAGACAGAGAGACAGAGAGAGACAGAGACAGAGAGAGACAGAGAGAGAGACAGAGAGAGACAGAGAGAGACAGAGAGAGACAGAGAGAGACAGAGAGACAGAGAGAGACAGAGAGACAGAGAGAGACAGAGAGACAGAGAGAGACAGAGAGAGAGACAGAGAGACAGAGAGAGACAGAGAGAGACAGAGAGAGAGAGACAGAGAGAGACAGAGACAGAGAGAGACAGAGAGACAGAGAGACAGAGAGAGACAGACAGAGAGAGACAGAGAGACAGAGAGAGACAGAGAGACAGAGAGAGACAGAGAGACAGAGAGAGACAGGAGUCCCCAGAUCCCCUUUAAGUGUAGUGUAUUGUCUCUGAUGACCUGAAGCUGUCCUGCUAAACUUCAGCUCUUAAAGUUUCUGCUACCCUGCAACAGCACUACAUUGGGUUCCAAGGCUUUAACAAAUGGGUGUUUUGGGUCUGUGUGUCUAGGCCACCUCACAUUCAUGGUCAUGGCCAAAGCAGUGCUUUCAGGAAAUGAGCUAAGGAGACUUCUCCUAGGAGCUCCCAAGUAGCCUUGCCCUUUGAAGAUGUAUUGACUGCUCCAGCUGCUGGUGUGCAUAUGGCUUCUGUCUACACUCUAGCAGGGUCCAGGGUUUGGGGGUCAAUCUACUGUUGCUGAUUAUUGUGUGUUCCUGGCCCCCGAUGGCCCCUUGUUUUCUGACCUUUUCUUACUCCCCAUCUCACUGUAAUGGGAAACUGUUACUUUUAUAUGGUUUUGUUUUGUUUUGUUUUUCUGAGAUGGGGUUUCUCUGUGUAGCCCUGGCUCUCCUAGAACUUGUUAUGUGGACCAGGCUGGCCUCAAACUCAGAGAUCCUCCUGCCUCUGCCUUCCAAGUGUUGGGAUGAAAGGUGUGCACUACCAUGCCCAGCUGGUGUAUGCUGUUUCACUUUUGAUAUAUGAUUCUACUUUGGGCAGAGGCUGGCAGAGGAGCCCAGUUGCUGCUCACACCUGGCUUUGCCCCAGAUCAACACCUUUACAUCUGCCUUCUCUGGCAGGUUCUCAGGGGUUUGUCUGUGCUGGGUUCGGUUUGUCUGUGCUGCAGCAGACAGAGGGAACUGAGAGGGUUAGGCAAGAGCCUGUUCAAGGCAGCCCUGCCCUUCCAUGUGUCUUCUUUUCCCUUCUCCACAGGCAAUUCUAGUUUUCUUCAUCACAGCCUCUCUUCUGGUCCUGUGUAGCCCAGCUCCCCCUGCCCCCUUGAGCUGAGAUGCCCCGCUCCCCCAGCUAGUCCUGUCCCUCCGCCAGCCAGUCCUGCCCCCUUGAGGGAUGAGUGGCAUGCCUUUCACAUUUCCAGUCUUGUUCCAUCCAGCGCUAUUUUUAGCACAUUGAGAUGUGAGACUCCCGGUGUCCUGGAAGGGGAUGUCUUGAGGAUCAUUGUCAUGUUUCUGUAAGUGACCCACAGCAACCAGGAGCUUGUAUAUCUGCUCGUGGGCGCUGGGGAGAAAACUGUAGGAGCUACCUGGCUGCUUGCCUCCAGGGCCCUAGGAGCUAGGUCUCACAUCUCUGCAUGCAGGAGUGAGAAGCUAAGCACGGAGGAGCAGUGGUCUUCUGAUGUAGGAUGGGUAGGAGGCCAUGUCUCCCUCCAGGACAGGCACAGACAGUGGCAAAGAAGUGUUCUGGCCACUUCAAAGUUGUUUCCUGAGCUUUUUUGGUGAGCAUUUCCCUUCCAUAGAACAGGCCUUGUGAACACGUCUCUUGUUUUGAAGAUGAAAAAAAUUGAGGCCCAGAGAAAGGGAACAGUGUGCCCAUGUUUGCCCCCUGUUGAACUCCAGCCUGACCUUCGAGCUGAGUAUACAUCCUUUAAGUUACAAAAAUUAGAAACUCUAGGCUCCUUUUCCUUAAAAAUGUUGGGGAGGGAGAAAACUGCAUAAGCCCCCCCGCCCCCCACUCCUGGGUGAUUUUGAAAAUACAAAAUGGCAGCCCUGUGCUUUUGGUAGGUGGGGCUGCGCCAUUACUGGGCUCCUCUUUAAGUAGUCCCUAUUUGAGCUGGAGAGAAGAAAUCUCAGGUUUUCUAAGGCAGCAGUCAUCCUGGACUACCUCUCUUAAGGAAAGAAAGUGACUAAGUGGCUUCCAGGAGCUGAGGACACAGGCCCUGUUUGCCUGUAUGUAUGUAUGUAUGUAUGUAUGUAUGUAUGUAUGUAUGUAUGUAUGUAUGUAUGUAUGUAUGUUCCUGCCCAUUUCCCAUCUUUUAGCCAACACAAAGCCUGAGUUAUAAUCAUUCUAGGUUUCUUAUCUUCUCCUGCAUUGUAAGGGACUGUUCUCUCAGCCAAACUGAGGCCAUCUUUAUGAGAUCAGCUGUGUCUGGUUAUACAUGUUCAUCAUGAUCAGGGGUGUGGGCUGUUUACAUUCUCUCCCACAAUAAGGGUGUGGAGGGGUUGUCACUGGACCUUAAUCUGCUGUUUCAGCUACACCUGCUAGCCAUGACCAUGUAAAUUUCCCCCUGAUGCACAAGGCCUGGUUUUAGAGGCGGUGCUAGAGAGUCUAGGCUGGAAAGACUAGGGAAGGGGUUCCAUCUGCUCUGCCAUGGGGAAGGCACUGUCCAUGCUGGAGGCAGACCUUCCAUGACACUCACUGCUAAAGACUCAACUGUGCUACGCAAACAAGCCUAAUGAACUUUAUGGUUCCCAAGGUGAACUUCAUGAAGAGGGGAUAGACGUUGAUUAUUCCCCACCCAUGGAAGAAAAUUCUUGCAAUAUCCUGAAGGUUGGGCAGUGCCAUCCUAUCUCCCAGAGGAGGAAUAGGUCUAAACAGCAUAUCAGUGAGAGGCCAGAUGACAAACUCUCCCUUCUAGGAAGAAAGGGGAGGGUAUCAAGCAUGACAACCGGUGGUAGGGGCAGUACAAACCAGAAUCCCCUUCCAACCAAGCUCAGCAGAUGGUGGGUUUGCCACACAGUGGGUCCCUCGCACAGUGUAGAUUAAGCUGAAAUUGCAUUUAAGAAUGGUUGGGGAAUGCCAAUGCUCUGAAGCCUUAACUAAUCUCCAGCAGUGAUGGGCUAAGCCAUAACUGUUAUCCAUUUUCCUUAGCGAGAAUCAUCUUAAUAUAAAAGCAGCAACCAGGCAGAAAGUGGGCGAGGGCAUUACCUGGGACUCCAAUGCUAAGGCUGUGCUGGGAGUGUGCCCCUUGGACCUAUAUAGGUGUCACCAACUGUUUUCAAGAGGCCACAGAGAGAGCUGACUUGGGCUUUUAUGACCUAGGACAUGCUCAUAUUUAAUGUCUGUAGCCACCUGCAGAUGAGUGAGCUUUUAUCAUCUUAUUACACAGUAAGGAAGUCAAAACUCAGAGAACAAAGCCAUUUGCCUGGGUCCCGAACUGAAGUGCAAGGCUGGUGUCUGAGCUCGGUUCUUAGACUUCGAUUCUGCAAUGAUUAGUUUUCAUUGUUAACUUUCCUGAAUUUAUUUAUUUUUACUUUUAAUUAAAUUGUGUGCAGGCAUGCCAGGGGACAGCUCGUGAGAGUUGGUUUUUCCUUCUACCAUCCAGGUCCUUGGGGAUUAGACUCAGUUCAUAAGGCUUGCCAACAAGUGCUUAACCCACAGAGCUCCUCCCUAGCCCCUUGUCUGGAUUUAGAAUUUGCCUAAGGAACACACCUAGAGCUGAGAGCACUUCCAGAGAAUUAACUGAGAAGGAAAGACUUACCCUGAGUGUAUGUGACACCAUCAAUGGGCUGGGGACUUGGACUGAAUAAAAAGGCAAACAGGAGGAGAGCAGCAGAGCCCCACAUUCAUUCACCUUUCUGUGCUUCCUGAUGUGCCCAGAUGUGAGGAAGGAGCUUCAUGUUCCUGCCACUGUGGCCACAAAUUGCUCCUGUGGCCACUGUGAUGGACCAUACCCUCAAACUGUGAGCUCAAAUAAGCCUUUCCUCCUUGUGACAGUUAAUUUUGACAGGUUUUAAAUUUACGGAAUUUAGAAUGACACAAGGCUCUGGACUUAUCUAGAAGGGAUUUUUCUAGAUUGGUAGGAGACCCAGCCUAAAAGUAGGCAGCACCGUUCUGUGGGCUGGGGUCAAGGACUGACUAAGAAGAAGGAAGGGUGCUGAACAUCCAUCUCUGCUCCCUGACUGUGGACACAGUGUGACCAGCUCUGUUAUGCUCCUGCUGCCGUGCCUUCCCACGAGCUGUGAGCGAGAGCUAGCCCUGUUCCCCUUAAGUUGUCAGGUGUUUGUCACAUCAGCAGGAUAAAUGACUACAAUUCCUAAAUGCUGUGCUUGGGGUUUUGUCACAGCAACAAAUAAAAGAACGAGUGUUCUCCUCUGCCUGCUUUUCUACCUGCCUCUCUGUCUGCCUGCCUGCCUGUCCCCUCCUUCCUUCCUUCCUUCCUUCCUUCCUUCCUUCCUUCCUUCCUUCCUUCCUUCCCUCCUUUCCUUCCUUCCUUCCCUGCCUGCUUGCCCUCCAUCCUCCCUCCCUCCUGCCCACCUGCCUGCCUUCCUGCCUUCCUGUCUGUUUGCCCUCCUGUGCCCCCCUCCACUGCCUUUUUGUUGUGGUUGAGAGGCAGAGUCUCCUGCAUCCCAGAGUGACCUCAGACUUGCUGUGUGUGUCUCUCCAUCAGUGAUAGAGGUAAGGGCUGAGUGAGAGAGGAAGUUGGGUGCCUUGGUGGUAAUGGAGCCUUUGCUAUGGAGAUGAAGCCCUGCCCUCCUCUGCAUCUCAUUUUGUGUUAGUCCUGAGCUCUUGGGAUGCCUUGCUGACUAAUCCUAGCUUACCUUUGGGUUAGUGUUUUCAGCAGACAUCCAGUCUUACUCUUUGUAACUUAUAUUAUUUAGUUAUUCUUAGUCUUCAGAGUAAAUCUGUCUUAGGUGAAUGUAAUUAGGAAUUCAUAUUUAGCACACAAGGGAUAUUUUUUUUCUCUUUCACAGCUGUGCAUUAAAAAAAAGGGGGGGGGUAGCAUCUGCAGGACUAUAAAGUUUUUGUUUAUAAUAGGAACCAUUCUCCCAGAAGCUGGAAACAGUAAUCCACUGAAAGGCAUGACUGCCAAUGCCCAAAGGUGUUUGUUUUGUUCCUUCCCUGACUUAGUGAGUGUUGAUUCGUCUUCUGCACUGGGCUGUGUUCCAGGCUCCAUGCUCAGCACUAGGGUGGGCCUGAGGGCAUUGUACAUUGGAGGAGCUCUGAAGAAUGGGCCUGGCACCUACCUAGGCUUUGGCUGCAUGAAAUGGCUGCCUAUUGGUAGGGCUUUACAUGGCCAGAUGUGGGAUUACAGCAGUCCUUUCAAAGGUCAUGUGACUGGCUAUUCGUUAUUCAACCCUGGCCAAGUCCCAGCUGGUGUAACUGCAAAGGGAGGUCCUCAUAUACAUGCAGGGGCUUUCUUGGAAAGAGUAAAACCCUUCAGAAAAAGCACCCAGACAGUUCUUGGCACACACGUGUCCCCAAGGCAGCUUCUUUACACACCCCAAGAGUUUGAGGCUAUUUUUAAAGUCAAGGCCUGAGCACACUUGUUUUACUAAUGACUUCCCCAGGUUUAUUUUGAAACGCUUCCAACAUGAACUUGAAAGAAUAAUCUAGGGAAACUCCAUGCUGUUUCUUUUCUCUUUUUGCAAGUCACUUGUGGGGUGUAUGGCUGCUCGUUCAUCAUCAGAGACUGCCUACGAGCAGGUAGCAUUUUCUGAACUCAUGACCACCAUUUCCUUGACCUUUGACAUGGCUGUGGUAAUGCUGCUCAGAACUCCCAAACUUCCAGUUGCUGACAUCUGGUCUGUCUGGUCAAGGCGCACAUCUCUUCCUCCUAGUACUAUUCAAUCUAAGCCUGGUUCCCUUCAGUUGCUUUGCUGCGUUUGGCCGACCUUGGCCUCUCAGGGUGGGUGAUGCUCCAGAGCUCUCUCCAGCCUCUCCAGGUGGGUUAGGUAUGAUGCAAAAGCCUGGAUGUGGAUGUAGCCUGGGUUCAGGGUCCAGGGCAGUUGCCUCUUCUUUUCUGUAUCUUGGUUUUAACCAAUUGAAGAGCAAGUUAGCAAGUGCUAACUAAGGCCAAUUACUUUACUAUGUAAUGUUGGCGAAAUUUUGAGAGCCCUCCCUUCUCUAGUAUACUGCCACUGCUGUUCUACAGGACAUUUUUCCUUCAAGGCCUAUUUGCCCACUUGGCCACAUACAUGUAUGUCUUUUGCCUUCUAGGUAGAAUGUACAAAUGUCAAAGAUCUGUGGCUCUGCUGACCCUAUAGUCCCCCAUGCCCCCGGGGUUAAGAUCUAGGGAUGGACACUGUUGGGGAUGGGAUAUGGAAUGUGUUGGGGUGGAGGUCGUUUAGGGUUUCUCUAAGACUGAGGGCUCGUCUUCUUUGUUUUGGGGCUGGUCAUCAUUGUAGUCUGUGUUUACCAUGGGGAGCGGCAUGUGGUUGUCACCAAACUUAUAUGGCAUAUUUAGAUAGGCAGUUGUUGAAAAUGAGGUUAGCCCCAGCACUGAGAGCCCUACCUAUAAGUAGAUGCCUGGUCACUUCAGCAAGCCUGAUUUCCUUGUAUCCUAUAAUAUAUUCCACAGAGCCCUUUAAUACUCAGAGAAUAAUCAUAGAUGGCUUCUGUUAGAUAUGUUGGGUGUGGGAACACAGAUGGUCUUGUCAGUGUUCUCUCACCAAGCCUAGAAAUGACCUUGUCACUUGACCUAUGGCCUUGGGUACCGGAGGUGCCAAGAUGCAAGGCUGUCAUGAUUUAUGUUGCCAGAGAACUGAACUAGUACCCUGAGAAGUACUGCUGGCCUGUAUUAUGGUUGGAAACCUCUUUACCUGGCUAGAACUGUUAUAGCUAAUCAAGGGGCUGAUGAAGCUGCCCAUCUUGCAGAGUUUCCUUCACUUCAUGUGCAUGGUGCUGUCAGCAGAGGGGUAAAGAAGAGGGCGAUAACCCCACAGUUAGGUUCUCAAGGCUGCUGUGGGCUUUCCACUGACGCUUGAGUUCCUGUGUUCAUUGCAAAUCACAAAGGCAUUUAAUGAAGAAAUGAACAAAGACACCAGUGUAGAUGACAUUGAGGACUGCAUGGCCAGUUUCUCUGAGCUGAGAACAGCUCUGGCCCCAGGUGCCUCAUAGCUGAAUUGAUGUCCUCCAACCUCCAACAUAAUGCUGAGAAACAUCGUUGACCCCAUAGCCAAAGGCCUGGCUGUCACAUGCUGACAGAGUGGUGCUCAGAGUAGCGGCUCUAAGCUUUCCCACAGGGUAUCUACUUCUCCACUGGUGUAUUAGUCAGGGUUCUCUAGAGUCAGAACUUACGGAAUGUCUCUAUAUUUUAACCCAAACAUGGGCAACUGUGAAUGGGAAGUCCAAGAAUCUAGUAGUUGCUAAGUGCCAUGAGGGUAGGUGUUUCAGCUGGUUUUCUGUAUGAGCUGGAAUUCUGAAGAAGUAGGUUCCAACAGAGGUGCUGGCAAGUAAGUACAAGAAGGUAAAGAGGAAGGAGGAGGAGGAAGAAGAAGAGGAGGAGGAGGAGGAGGACGACGACGACAAGGAUGAGGAGGGGAGGGGGAGAAGAGGAGGAGAUCUUCCUCCUUCCAUUGCCCUUAUGUUAUAGUCCUCCAGCAGAAGGUAAGGCCCAGACAAAAGGUGUGUAUCAUCAUAUCUAGAUUUGGAACUUGCUCUGCUUUAGGCUGGCCUUGAACUCGAGAUCUGCAUUCCUCUGUCUCUUGGGAUUAAAGGAAUAUACUACCUUGCCUGGGUUCUGUGCUUUUCAUGGCCACCAUGCCUCAAGAUCUGGAUCAAAAACAUGCACCAUCCCAUGUCAAUAUCUGGAUCAGAAGCCUGUGUCUUCCACCUUCAAGAUCUGGGGUACAGGUGUGCCCUCCAUUUCUGGAUUGUAGUUCAUUCCAGAUAUAGUCAAAUUGACAACCAAUAACAGCCGUUAUAAACAGGGAAGAAAUCAAAUAUGUUCCAUGGUUUGAUGAUUAGACACUAAGUACAUAUUUAAAAAUAAGAGUCAUGUUUGCUAUUUAACUAUUUAGUGCAUUGAUUAUUUUAUUUCCUAUAAAAAGUGUCAAUGAUAUCUAUCUAUCUAUCUAUCUAUCUAUCUAUCUAUCUAUCUAUCUAUCUAUCUAUCUAUCUAUCUAUCUGUUUGAAAGGCUCACAAAAUUCAGAGAAGCAUUGAGUAUACUAGAAGCCCUCCUCGGGGAUAUCUUGUGUACCCAGUGCUUGCUCAUAUCUCCUUAAGAAGACAGUGUCCAUCUCUGAAAAGAUUCUUCUGCAUCCCUUGGUUCAUGAUAGAACUACAUCUCACCUAUUUGAGUGACUUUCAACCUGACUGACAUACCAUGUGGUUCUGAGUCUGUCCAAGAGGCAAUAUGUGAUGGAGGUGCUUGACUCCCAGACUAGAGUGCCAUUAGUGACUCAGUGAAGUCACCUGGCUUUGGGGUCUGAGGUGAGAUAUGAACAUCUUUGUCCCCAAGGCUUUCACUCUGGAUGGGGUCUGGCUAGUUGCUUUACAUCAGGGUGGGAUUCCAAGAGAUGGGAAUGAGCUCCUGGCAAGCUCCAGAUGUUGGGUCUAAGGAUUAAAUUCUGUCUACCUGCUUCUGUGGGAACAGAUCCUAGAAUGGGUCAGGGUCAUCCAGUAGCAGGGCUUUGGAUCCAAUGGAGAGAGUGCAGCCUGCAGUGCACCUCUGAAGAGGAUGCUCUUCACCUGGUCCUGAAGGUGGGAACGCUUUGGGUACAUCCUAGAUCCUGCCAAGGAGGACAGCUCAUCACAGCACUGGCACUGUCAUCAUGCCUAUCCGCUGCUGAAUGAGGAUAGGCUACUUCUCUUGAAUCAAUUACUGGGUACCUUGCUUUGGUGUGUCUGAUUGUCUUUCAGGGAGCAGUGGGGGAAGCAUGUGUGUGUGUGUGUGUGUGUGUGUGUGUGUGUGUGUGUGUGUGUGUGUGUGAGAGAGAGAGAGAGAGAGAGAGAGAGAGAGAGAGAGAGAGA
Messenger RNA from Rattus norvegicus (Norway rat), 37274 nucleotides. The record is from RefSeq and is a predicted model, not a curated record. Lineage: Eukaryota; Metazoa; Chordata; Mammalia; Rodentia; Muridae.